CAGACGCCGGAUGUAGCGAUUUGGCUAACUUCUGUGCUCUGAUAGUUUAGCGAAUGGAUUUAGAUUGAAUGUAAAGACACGACAAUGAUUAAAAAGAAACAAACUAAAGAGAAGACAAAGCAAGAAGAUCAACCUUCGAAAAUUCUUGGGCUGACAACAAAUGAAGCAAUCCCUGCACAGACUUUUGAUGAAUAUCAGUGCACGGGAAAUGUGAAGGUCGACUUCCCUGUGCUUGGCGCCCUUCUGAACAUAAAGAAUAUCCCAUUAAUCUGCAGCAAACAGCCAGAUGUUUGCACUACUGCAACUGAAGAGGACCCAGGCAACAACAAGUCACAGAUAAAUGCUUCACCUCACUGGUCCACGCCGUGCAUAAAUGUUGAGCUGGAAAACGAAGACCCACUCAGUACCAAAAAGAUGACGAUUUCUGGAUGGAAGGUGAACGAGCAGAUUUUCAGAGCCAUACAGAAGAUGCUUCCCUCCAUGGGCCAGCUGCUGAGCCUUCAGUUUUGGCAGGCGGGACUGACGGAUCAGAUGCUAAUCUCCCUCACAAACACAGCCUCUCUGUGCUCCGGCCUCAGAUCUGUGACGCUGGAGGGGAACGCUCUUCCAGAGCAGAGCUUCCACCUGCUUCUCUCUGAAGGCAGCGUUCUCACCCACCUAUCCCUGCGAAACAAUCGUAUCGGAGUCGAAGGUGCUCGUUUGAUUGGUUCGGCUCUCUCCACCUCCACAACAGCUAACAAGAACCUCUUGUCACUCAACCUGGCGUUCAACUCCAUCGGUGAUGCGGGCGCUGCGCAUAUUGCCCGGGGCCUGCGGCUGAAUCGAACUCUGCUGUUUCUCUCCCUGGCCAACAAUCAGAUUGGAGACUCGGGAGCUGCUCCUCUGGCCGAGAUACUUGGCAAGUUUCCUUUAACUCAUGAGGAAGUUGUGGAAAGAAGGAAGCUGCUCCUGCAAAGAAUAAGUGUUUCUUCUUUUAGGGCUGAUUUAGAGCAGUUAUCAACUAGCCAGUUUGGCUCCACACACAGCAUGUCUGUGAGCAAAGGAGACAACAAAGGCACAUCCAAAAAAAAGGGGAGUUUUGUUGCAUCUGUGAAGUUGCAGGAAGCUUCCGGAAAAGAUGUAAAAACACCAGAAAUGAAAGAAAAAAUCCACAAGAAAGCCCAUGAUGUAAAACCAGCUCAAAAAGGUGGAAAAUUAGGGGGUAAAGAUCAUCAAUCAGUUACACAAGAGGACAAAUCAAGUAGUUCCCUGAGAUGCAACAUUGUAAGGAGUGACAGCAUUAAUGAUGGAUGUGGUCUCGUUCUGAACAUGCAGUCAGAGUCAGUGGAGGCAGGAAACCCCCUGCUGGACCAGUCGGUGCAUCACAAGAAUGGGCAGCUGUUUCUGCCUGGAAACACAACGCUGGCCUCCCUGAACCUAGCAGGAAACAGAAUCACAGAGAAGUCACUUCCUCUGUUUCUGGCUGCUUUGGAGACGCAGGAGGCGGAGGAACGGCGUUUACUUCGUCUCUGCCUGCAGAGAAACCUCUUCCCAGCAGAGUGUGAAGAUUACAUGAAGAUAAAGGACAUAAUGUCUCUCACAAACGCUCUCUUCAAAACUGGCUCGGACGUGAUGGAAUAGGAGAAACCGAGGGCGUGAUGCUGAACAAAUAAACUACUUCCUCUUGUUUAA
Molecule: messenger RNA, 1671 nt
Organism: Austrofundulus limnaeus
Lineage: Eukaryota; Metazoa; Chordata; Actinopteri; Cyprinodontiformes; Rivulidae
Gene: lrrc71
Product: leucine rich repeat containing 71
Exons: 16
Coding region: 85-1620 (511 amino acids)
Molecular function (GO): protein binding
Source: RefSeq, a predicted model, not a curated record